Molecule: messenger RNA, 2159 nt
Organism: Anolis carolinensis (green anole)
Lineage: Eukaryota; Metazoa; Chordata; Lepidosauria; Squamata; Anolidae
Gene: terf1
Product: telomeric repeat binding factor 1
Exons: 9
Coding region: 6-1154 (382 amino acids)
Biological process (GO): negative regulation of telomeric D-loop disassembly; telomere maintenance via telomerase; negative regulation of DNA replication
Cellular component (GO): nucleus; chromosome, telomeric region; nuclear telomere cap complex
Molecular function (GO): double-stranded telomeric DNA binding; G-rich strand telomeric DNA binding; protein homodimerization activity
Source: RefSeq, a predicted model, not a curated record
AGAAAAUGGGGCGGGGUCUCGCGGGAGCCUGUCUUGCGCGAAAUAUGAAAAUGGAGGAGGCGGAGACGAGCACGAUUCCUAAACGGAAGAAGCCUAAGCCCUGCUUGCCGCCCAUCUCUGCCGUGGAAGCGGAGGCGGAGGCAGUCGCCGCUGGCUGGAUGCUGGACUUCGCCUGUCGCUGCCUCUGCCGCCAUUUUUGUGAGGAGAAUUGGGCGGAAUUCGAACGGAGCCGCGACCUGGCGCUAACUAUUAUUAAAGGGUUAAACAAAAUAGAAAUUCAUCGGAUGAAAACAGUGUGCCUUUGUCAGCUGUUGGCAUAUAUUGGAGAAGGAAAGUCGAUCGAUCCUCAUACCAAGAGUGACCAAAGACUUUCACCACUAGAAAAUGCUUACUUGGUUUGGACUUCUUUUCUCAAAGUGCAAAGCAAACAUGAGAAACUACAUGAAGAAAUCAAGCGCUUGAUUCAGAUUCAGGCUGUAGCAGUUUACAUGGAGAAGGGAUAUUUUAAUAAGGCUACAGAAGUGGUGCAACGGUUGUUUCCAGAAUCACUCACAAAUGAGCCAUUGCGAAUGAAGUUGUCUGCCAUAACAAAAGAGAAAGAUCCAUACCACCGGUUUCUUCUGCAUUUCGAUUUCAGACUUCUGCUUGAAAAAAUCAAGUCCUACGUCACUGUUUUCUUGAAUGAAGAAUCUAAUAAUUUUCUAAUUAAGGAAGCUACAAAGGAGGUAGAAAGUAGGUGUGCAGGAAAAAACAUGGUACCUAUAGAAUUUGAUAAAUUAAUUGAAGAAAAGAAAGAAAAGUACUUUGAAAUGACACAGAGAUCUGAUCAGCAGUCUUAUUCCUUGGCUGAUGAAGCAUCAUUUUUUAAUACAGAGCAGGUAAAACCUUCCCUGAAACAAAGAAACAGGAAACAAAAUGUUCUUCAAAAGAAGGAAGAUUUGCAGAAUAGUGAAAUUAGUUCAGAAAGUUGGCUGCCACCGGUUAAAAAAAAACAGCGAUGGAGUUCCAAAGAAGAUGAGAAACUUAAAGAUGGUGUGCAGAAGUUUGGAGUAGGAAACUGGAAUAAAAUUCUUCAACAUUAUGACUUCAAAGAGCGAACUAAUGUAAUGCUGAAAGACAGAUGGAGAACUAUGGUCCGAUCAGGCAUGGUUUAAACUGCCUUUCCCAAAUACGUCAUCUGUUUCCCCAUUCUUACCUUAUGGUAGUAUCAUGAUUUAAACAUUGUUGCUAUCUUUUUAUGUAAAUUACAAUACAAUAAUUUAUUAGAUGUGUUCUAAAUUGCUAAUAUAGUUCUAUAACAUCUUAAUGACCUUUUAUGCCUCUCAGUGUAUUUCUUCAAAACUGGCGAAGGUUUAAUAAGAAGGUUUCUAUCUCGUUACUGAACAGAACUGGUGAAGUCAUGUAGUCAUCUGAAUGUUUCAUUCCUAUCUCCUGUGUCACUACAUAAAAUACCACAUCAAAACUAAAAACUAAAACUAAAAAAAAUAUCAAAGGAUAGGUAGAACCUAACUGAAGAUUUGAACUUCCAUGUUUAAGAACUGUGCUAUUAUCUACUUUACAAAUUGCCUUUCACAGAGUUCUCGACAAGAAGAAUAUGGGUAGUUGAUUAUUGGUGCCAAAUAUCAUAACAGUUGUUUUUCUGGGAACAGGAAAGGUGCUAACUCCUCUUUGGAAAGUGAUCUUCUGUGUCCCAAACAACUCACAUAUUCUGUACUGCCAGUAUGACUAUCAUGCCUGUCCUUUUUAUUAUACUUUCUUGUUUUUUAAGCUCUCAAUGUGUGUUUACUUUUCAUGUGUGUUUACUGGGCUGUAUGAAAAUAAAGCACAGGGAUUGGUUAUUCUGAUAACUAGUUAUAACAGCAUUGCCUCAUACUCUGUUUAUAACUUGAGUGAAUUAAUUUUCUUUCACUUAAUAGCAUAUCCAAAAUUAGCCACUCAUCUGUACAAUAUUUGGAAGAGAGUUGUAUUGAAGUAGGGAAGGGUGGCUGUCUAUAGAUUGUUGUAUGUAGCCCUUAUCCCAGAGUUUGGGAUCUAACCAAUGCAAUUACUUGCGUCUGGACUAGUUUUAACUAGAUACAUUUUAUACUUUGUCUUCCUUUAAUCUGGAUUUGAAAAUAUGGUAGUAAUAUGCCAGCAAAUAAAUACUAUUUUGUCAUAAA